This is a messenger RNA of Paramecium octaurelia, 311 nucleotides long. The record is from the annotation of a GenBank genome assembly. Lineage: Eukaryota; Ciliophora; Oligohymenophorea; Peniculida; Parameciidae.
AAAGGUAGAUUGAAUCAUAAUAAUAUUAAUAGGAGAUUGUUUAAGAUUAUUGAAAAAAUAUCAUGAAUCUUUAUAAUUACUAGAUUAAGCACUAUCCAUAAAUCCUCAACAUACAUUUUCUCUCAACUGUAAGGGUAUCUUAUCAUCUUUAAUUGUAGGAGAUUGUUUAAGAGAUUAAUAAUAAUACAAAGAAGCACUAAGUUAUUAUGAGAAAUCAUUAAAGAUUGAUCAAAAUAACCAAUAUUCUAAAAACUAAAAGGGUACUCAUAACUUAUUAAAUUAGAAUUCUGCUAAAAGAAAUUGAAUCAGUG